Messenger RNA from Thunnus maccoyii (southern bluefin tuna), 2415 nucleotides. RefSeq names its product SHC-transforming protein 3-like. Gene Ontology annotation, biological process: cell surface receptor protein tyrosine kinase signaling pathway; intracellular signal transduction. Gene Ontology annotation, cellular component: plasma membrane. Gene Ontology annotation, molecular function: receptor tyrosine kinase binding. The record is from RefSeq and is a predicted model, not a curated record. Lineage: Eukaryota; Metazoa; Chordata; Actinopteri; Scombriformes; Scombridae. Bases 105 to 1838 code for a protein of 577 amino acids. The transcript is spliced from 14 exons.
GUAUGGGUCAGUGUGAUGGGACUUCUCUCAGCUUGACUGGACUUUAGACUACACAGGACAUCCCCUGUCCCACGCUGUGCUCUGCUUUGUCCAGCUCCCUGAUUAUGAGAGAACAGACCUUACCCAGGUUCAAGUCACAGACAGGACUCUUACCAGGCAUGCUGAAGCGCACCAAAUACAGUCGUCUGCGCAACGAUUCGCUGACGUCUCUGGAGGACCGGCCCCAAAAAAUGCUGCCCCUGAAGAGGGACCUUUGCUUAGACUCUGAUUUUGCUCAGCUGGAUCCUGGGACACCUGAACACCACGGGCCAUCCACCCUGAGGGACUUCAUCCCCCGUGUGGCCAACAUCCGAUUACAAAGUCCUAUUUCCCUGCGGGGCCUGAGGGGACAGACAAACACACCCAGGGACAGAACCAUUGACGGACAUGCUGACAGACCCUUGUCCAGAUCAGAGUGGGGCUCAGGACAUAAUCAGAGAUUUUGUAGCCAGCCUUCCUUUCAUGCGCCCCUAUCCACUGUCCAAAACCUAACUCACUCGGCUCUGCACCGCACAAAAAGACCCAUCACCCUGCAUCGGAUGGCCAGCCUCCCCUGGACCCCGGGCUGUCCUCCUUGCUCCCAACACAAAGGUGGUCUGUGCUGUUUGAAGACUUUCUCUGCAAUAGAGGACUGCACAAUUGUGGGGACAACAAACAGAGCAGUUCACCAUCACAUCAAGUACAUGGGUAGUGUAGAGGUGACCCAGUCCAUGAGAACCCUCGACUUUGAUACAAGAAUGCAAGUCACACGAGAGGCAAUCAGCAGACUGUGUGAGAGGACAUCCACCAAGACAGCAGUGAAAAUUAAAAGGCCUGCAUUCAAGGGACUGUCUGCUGUUCUGGGUCAAAUCAACCUGCAGUUUUCUGGGAGCAGGGUCAUCCUCACUGUCUCCACAGACAGCAUGACUCUGAUCACUGCCUCUUCCUUACAGAAGAUUGCCCACCACCCCAUGCAGGCCAUUUCAUUUGCCUCGGGAGGAGACCCAGACAUGGCAGACUACAUUGCUUAUGUUGCUAAGGACCUGGUCAACCAGAGAGCAUGUCAUAUCCUGGAGUGUCCGCAGGGUCGGGCCAGCGAGGUCAUCAACAGCAUCGGUCAGGCCUUUGAGACUCGUUUCCGCCAACUUCUCAGCCACACGCCGUCACUCCACUCCACUAAUCCCAGGUUAGCGGUUAGAAUCUGCAGCAACUGGAGCCCAGAGGAGACCAUAACAAACCAGAAAGACAAAUGGGAUGAUGAAGUCAACGAGCACCAGAAUUACUAUAACGUGAUUCCAGGAAAGACACCACCUCCUGGUGGAAUAGUGGACCUGCGGAUCACAAAGGGAGAAAGCGAACAGGAUGCUGGCACACAGAGGGUUUGUUCGUCUCAGCCUGUUUCACUGUAUGAGAACUGCUCCAUCACAGAAGAGACUUCAGCUCCACCUGCAGUGGAAUCUGAGGUCAGUGCUGAACAGUGUUCUCCUCACUCUGAGACAUGGAUCCAGGACCUGAUCCAGGAGGAGGGCUGGUUUCAUGGCAGGUUAGGAAGAGAGCAGGCAGAGUCUCUUCUCACAUGUAGUGGAGAUUUCUUGGUCAGAGAGAGCAGCUCUGCCUCCGGUCAGUAUGUCCUCAGCGGUAUGGAGGGAGCCACCGUGCGGCAUCUACUGCUGGUUGAUCCACAUGGACAGGUACGGACCCGUGAUCAGGUGUUCCUGAGCGUCGGUCACCUGGUGCGUUUCCACAUGGAGAGCCAGAUGCCCAUCGUUUCUGGGAGCAGUGAGCUGUGUCUUAAACAGCCCAUCCUACAGAGACACUAACACACAAAUAUUCAAAGGCUGCAUAUCUUAGCCUUCAGCAGCUGUCCUUAACAUUUCCGGAGCUGAGGCGCAAUGUGGCCAAGCAACAAAACUCUAAACUUUUCAACAUUUUUAGCUGCCUGAAAAUAUCAAAUCAACCAAGUCUUCUCAACGUGUGGGCCAUCAAGUACACACACCAUACAGUAUAUGUAUGGUGGAUGUAAUAAGUUGGCGUCUACAUCUGAGUAAAUUCACAAGUCACACUUAGUUGAGAACAGCCUCUGGCCUGCAGAACAUCCUGUCUCUUUUUCUCAGGCUGAAUUUGCUGGUGCUUACACAGUCUAAGCACAAUCACUGGCGUCGGGAGGAAAUUACGAGAAUGUUGGCAGACUUUCAGAAUCAGUUUUUUUUUACAUGCUAAAUUUGUCUUGUGUCAUAUUUGUCUUAUCUGUUGUCGUUCUGUGUUGUCUUUUCCCAUGCUUGACUUUUGAAAAGAGCCUUUCAUUCCUCUCAUUUGUUGCAGUCUAAAAAUGGAAUCUAAAAUGUUCUUUCUCAUAUAAAGUGGCAAACAUGCAAAUGGAGAUUUUUGCUCCCUAUA